Molecule: messenger RNA, 435 nt
Organism: Protopolystoma xenopodis
Lineage: Eukaryota; Metazoa; Platyhelminthes; Monogenea; Polystomatidea; Polystomatidae
Source: the annotation of a GenBank genome assembly
AUGGCCAGACGUGUCUGCAUGUACCGAAGCGACGACGACACACCUCACAGUUUUGCUGCCAAUAUGAGUUGGUGGAGGAGACUUUCUACCAAACACGUUGAACACUCAUCACGUCUGUUUGCUCGUGCCGUGGUACGAUCGUUUGCAGAGCCGGUCUUGGUAGAAUUUGCAAAAAAUGUUGUCCUCGGUUCGCCCAUAAACUUGUCCGCUCCACAUUCGCCGUCGCCGUCGCCGUCGCCGUCGUCGUUGCAGGCGGACAUGAAAACAAAUUGGGCCAGUCUAAUGAGGCACCAGCCUCACGGCAUCCAACAGAAUAUUCAUUUGCGUGUAUAUUUGUGUGUCUGUCUCUGUGAGUGUGUGCGUGUGUGUAUAUUUGCGGACACACACACACACACACAUAACCGAACCGCUGUACGACGACCGGGUGAGCGGUAG